AUGCAAUAUGAUAGUUUCGAGACAACUUGUGUUGUCAAGAUGAAAGAGUACUGGCCAAAUCCAACAACGAAGGAUUUGACUGAGAAUAAAAAAAUUUGGGAAAGACAGUGGAAAGAGCAUGACGUUAAUGUGACAAAGAUGCUUAUGGAUGCUGGAAUUUCAAUUGGGAUGGAUUUUGAUCCUAUCGUGAUCAUUCAAGUGAUAGGGAAGAAGACGAAAAGCUUCGCAAAUAUCAAGUGUUAUAAGGAAAUGUCGCGGGGAGCCCGAAUCUGCUUCGGAAAAUAUGGAAUGUUUCGGGACUGUAACAUGAGGAUUGAGGAUAUGUUUUUGGGCUGUAAAAGGACACAAAAUGUAUAUCACAAAAUUUCUCUUCCUGAGAUGCCACCUACAAUAAAGGCAGAGAAAUGUGAUGGUUGA
This is a messenger RNA of Prunus armeniaca (apricot), 417 nucleotides long. The record is from the annotation of a GenBank genome assembly. NCBI's taxonomy places the organism in Eukaryota, Viridiplantae, Streptophyta, Magnoliopsida, Rosales, Rosaceae.